UAUUAUGAUAAUUUACAUAUUGUCAGAACAAAAAGAUUGUGAUACUAUGACGCAAAUAGCCUGUGUAUAAACAUGUGGAAAUAAUAAAUGAAAACAGAUCUUUAUUAGCAUACAGAAUGGAUCUUCUAGAACAGCGUAAAAUCAAGAGAGUAUGUCAUUGCUCUCAGAAAUGGAAAACAAAUGUGAUGCCUGUGUCCCAGCCAGUGCGUGCCAAGAGUUUGUUACGCGCAAACUUGGAAAGUUCUCGCGGGCAAUUUUUGCAAAGCAGAAUGCCAAAUAUCAAAGUCUUCAGUGGCACAUCACAUCCAGAUUUAGCUCAACGUAUCGUCGACAGACUUGGUAUCGACAUUGGAAAAGUUGUCACGAAGAAAUUUAGCAACCUCGAAACAUGUGUGGAAAUAGGAGAAUCAGUUCGAGGAGAAGAUGUAUACAUUGUACAAAGUGGAAGUGGAGAAGUAAAUGACAAUUUGAUGGAACUAUUGAUCAUGAUCAAUGCUUGUAAAAUUGCUUCUGCAUCUAGAGUAACUGCAGUAAUUCCUUGCUUUCCAUAUGCAAGACAAGAUAAGAAGGAUAAGGGUGGUGAUGGAGGUGACAACUCAAAUUCUAAGAAACAAAUUGUCAUGAAGUCAAACGAAUGGAAAUUCAGGAGUCGUGCACCUAUUUCGGCGAAAUUAGUAGCAAACAUGCUAUCGGUAGCGGGGGCUGAUCACAUUAUUACAAUGGAUUUGCAUGCUAGUCAAAUUCAAGGAUUUUUCGACAUUCCAGUUGACAAUUUAUUUGCUGAACCUGCUGUCCUGAAAUGGAUAAAAGAAAACAUUGUUGAAUGGCGAAACAGCAUUAUUGUUUCUCCAGAUGCUGGUGGUGCUAAAAGGGUAACAUCUAUCGCUGAUCGAUUAAAUGUUGAAUUUGCGCUUAUACACAAAGAAAGGAAGAAAGCAAAUGAAGUUGCUAGUAUGGUGUUAGUUGGAGAUGUAAAAGAUAGAGUUGCUAUUUUGGUAGAUGAUAUGGCUGAUACUUGCGGUACUAUUUGUCAUGCAGCAGAAAAGCUGUUAGAGGCUGGAGCCACGAAAGUAUAUGCAAUUUUAACACAUGGAAUCUUCAGUGGUCCAGCAAUUAGCAGAAUUAAUAAUGCUUGUUUUGAAGCUGUGGUAGUUACUAAUACUAUUCCUCAGGAUGGUCACAUGAAAGAUUGUCCAAAGAUACAGUGUAUCGAUGUAUCAAUGAUGUUUGCUGAGGCUGUAAGACGAACUCACAAUGGUGAAUCCGUAUCGUACCUGUUUUCAAAUGUACCCUAUUAGAUAAACAUUUUCCUAAUAAUGACCUCUGUCAAAUCAUGUAAGGAGAACGUAAUCUUUUUACAACCCUUAUUUUUAGUUUAGUUUAAAAUAUUUGCCUAUGAAAGCAAACUUGGGAUGAAUACUAAUGUCCCAUUUUUUAAAUUGAAAACUAUACAUACUCCCUUCUUUGAUAGAUGAUGCGUGUAGAAAAUGAGACGUUAGCUGGAUAAAGCAUACUGUAUUGUCCAUUUUAAAAAAGAAAAAAAAAAUAAGUUAAUUACUAAUAGAUCCAAUCAAUCAGCUUCAGAGUGAAAUUCUUUGAAAGUAAUUAAAUUGUUGCUAGGCUACUACUUAUUGUGCAGAAUGCAUUAUUGCCUUGUUUAGAAUAUCGUUAUUACAUUGUUUAACUUAAAUUGUGUGCAAGAUGUUAGAGAAACAUCUGUUGCUUCGAUAUAAAAUGCUACUACAGUUAUCCUGGCAGUUGUACAUAACUGGGGAUAAAAAGUAUUGCAAUUGAGGCAUUAAUGCGAUUUAAUCGCGCUAUUAGAAGGAUAUCUCAUUUUUUUUUUUUGCAGUCAAAUAUGAAAAUUUCCAACAGACGUAAACAUUUUUCAACUGGUAAUACAAAGCGUCGAAAAAAUUAGCUUUUUACUAUGCUAAUACGAUACUGUUUAUUACAUUGUAUAAAAUGGAAAAAUAAUAUCAAAGAGACAUUAUAUUUUUUUCAUGUUUUACUAUUGCAAUUUUGAAGAAAGGCCGCUAUUUAUAUGAACAUAACUAUAAUUGACCAAAACAAUUAUAGAUCCUCAUAUAACGAAGGAACAUGACCUCACCGUCAUUUACUGAUUUAGCUUUGGACCAAUAUAGCAUGAAAAUGUAAGUCAAUACAAACACAGCAUUCUUUACAUGUAAAUUUAUCUUAAUUCGAUAAAAAAUGCCACCUGUUAAUACAUUUGGUAUUAUAAUAAACAUCUCUCUGAAU
Messenger RNA from Osmia lignaria (orchard mason bee), 2259 nucleotides. It is a transcript of the gene Prps, whose product is annotated as phosphoribosyl pyrophosphate synthetase. NCBI's taxonomy places the organism in Eukaryota, Metazoa, Arthropoda, Insecta, Hymenoptera, Megachilidae. Gene Ontology annotation, molecular function: ATP binding; magnesium ion binding; ribose phosphate diphosphokinase activity. Gene Ontology annotation, cellular component: ribose phosphate diphosphokinase complex; cytoplasm. Gene Ontology annotation, biological process: purine nucleotide biosynthetic process; ribonucleoside monophosphate biosynthetic process; 5-phosphoribose 1-diphosphate biosynthetic process. The record is from RefSeq and is a predicted model, not a curated record.